CCGAAAAAAGGCGAACAUCAUUGAGAACACAGAAAAUAUCAUCUCAGAAGCAAUAUUCAGAACCGGCAGAAAAGCCAGAGGGACCAUGUGAAGGGACGGGCAAGAAACAGGUGAGUGGAAGCAUAACAACGCUACUCAAAGAAAAAGGAAAGAAAGUAGAGGAGGACUUCAUAGUCCCCAAAGGUGCAAUGGACCAUUUCAUAAACUUAAUGAAACUGCCGCAAACUGGAAAUAAUCAACCUCUGCUUUCAGACUAUGAGCGAACUAUGAAUAUAGAGAGGUGGCGUGAAGGAACCCGAGCUGCACACAAGUUAAAUGUAGCUGAACGGGCCGCAUUUUGUGAACAAAACAACAUGACAGAGUUAGAACUUCUUCAAAUUGAGUAUGGAGAAGAUUGGUGGAAACAACCAUUGCCACUACCACCGAUUACCUGGCAAUUUGAAUUGGGGAAAGAUCUGGUGGCCCCAGAACAAAUCCCGAAGCUACCCACAAGAAUGCGACAGUUGCAUUCUUGGUACAAGAUGCAAAAAAGUAAGCUGUUCGGGGCAAGUUAUCUUGAUGAAGAUCUUCAUAAGGGGGAAGGCAAAGUGUGGGUUGAUUUCGAGCACUUGUAUCAUUUCUACCAACAGGUUGCUCUCGACGUCUCAAUUAUGACCUUGUGGACUGUAAUGGAGUCACACAAAUGUAGACGAUGUGGGAUUAACAAUAUAGGCUUCUUGAACCCUAGCACCAUACAUGAGAACACAGUCAAUUUACCAAGUACCGUUGACUACUUGUACAAAGCUUUCCUCUCCAUGCAGGAUAAAAGAUCCAUACUUCUUUCAUACAAUUGCUUUUAUCAUCAUGUCCUACUCGAUAUCAGCCUUAGCAAUAGUCGAAUCGAGGUUUCUGACUCACAAAAGAGGCCAUUAUCACUAAUCCAGCCCGUCAUUGAUGUCCUCAACAAGGCCUUCGCUAAGUACCGUAAGAAAAGCAAAAUCCAUAGACCUUUUUGGGGAGACUUCACUGUAGAAGAGGCUAAAUACAUCCUCAAGCAGCCUCCGGGCAAUGAUCACUGUGGGUUCUAUGUAAUGCAUUACAUGCACUGCUACACCGGCGAUUGCAGAAGCGCCGAAAUGAACACUGAGUUGGAUUCAGGUGAAUUGCUCAUGGGCGAGCUAGUAGCACUUCAAGAAGAACUAGCCGGAUGGCUUGUGGACUACGUGGUGAAGCCAGGAUCUGAGUACAACAUAAUCUAGGUGUAAUGUCUAGAUCGUAUCGUUCUUGUCAAGCAUUGUAAUAUAU
Panicum virgatum (switchgrass) is the source of this 1284-nucleotide messenger RNA. RefSeq lists its product as uncharacterized. Gene Ontology annotation, molecular function: cysteine-type peptidase activity. Lineage: Eukaryota; Viridiplantae; Streptophyta; Magnoliopsida; Poales; Poaceae. The transcript has 5 exons. The coding region runs from base 189 to 1238 and encodes 349 amino acids. The record is from RefSeq and is a predicted model, not a curated record. Gene Ontology annotation, biological process: proteolysis.